Messenger RNA from Impatiens glandulifera, 3435 nucleotides. RefSeq names its product mitogen-activated protein kinase kinase kinase YODA-like. Lineage: Eukaryota; Viridiplantae; Streptophyta; Magnoliopsida; Ericales; Balsaminaceae. Gene Ontology annotation, biological process: protein phosphorylation. The transcript is spliced from 14 exons. Gene Ontology annotation, molecular function: ATP binding; protein kinase activity. Bases 420 to 3014 code for a protein of 864 amino acids. The record is from RefSeq and is a predicted model, not a curated record.
UCUUACAGAGACUCCCAUCUCUUUCUUUCUCUCCUUCGUUUUCCAUUUCACCGUAGUAUCAGCUCACGCUACGUCGGAUAUGUGAAUUCCGGCCGCCGUAGAACUGCCGUCAACCGCCGUCUAGACGCCGUCGCGCCGCCGUCCGGUAUCUAUUUUCGAUUUGGAGCUGUUCCGGUGGAAGUUUCUAAUGCUCGAUUACGACUGGAAUCAUCGUCAUUGUUGUUGUAAGGCAUAACUUGUUCAAAGCAUUCUAACAAGUAAAUUACCUCAAUGAUUGGUAAACAGUUUUCAGAUUCUGUGCAGCAAAGAAGUCAUCAAUGCAAUAAUUCCAUUUCAUGAAAUGCCAUCUUGUACAUGCUAGAUAGUUUAUUGUAAUAAGGUGUUCGUCUCGUUGGUUUUCUCAAUCUGUUGCAUAAAAUAUGCCUCCAUGGUGGGGAAAAUCUACCUCCAAAGAUGUGAAGAAGAAAUCGAGUAAGGGAAGCAUAUCGAAAAAGGAAGGCAUACCGAAAAAGGAAAGCAUACAGAAUAAGGAAAGCAUAUCGAAUAAGGAUAGCAUAUUUUAUACCAUAAACAAGAAACUCCAUCUUUCUUGUGAAGAGAAUGGAAGCAAUGGGUCUAAGAAGUCUCUCAAGAGACGAUUGACUGACAUUAGCUCUAAGAAGGGAUCUGGAUUAUAUCUGCAUUUGCGACCACGAUCAUCCUCAGUACCACGGUGUCAAAGCUUUUCAGAAUGGUCGCAUUCACAUCCACUUCCCCUUCCUGGAAAAAAUCUUUCAAGAAAAGCAAGUUCUAGUGCUGUAAUUGACAUGCCAACUACAUCAGGAGUAACACCGUUACAGACCCUGCCUAAACCUGGACAUGUUGAGAGAGUAUCUGAGUUGUCCUCUGUUUAUCAUAAUAGUGACAAUCAAUCUCAACCGCGACUUUUAACUCCUCAAACAUCUUCUUUGAGCAAAAAUGGGAAUAGAAAUGCCCUGAAAGAUCAUUCUAGAAUGAGACGCAAAGAUAUAUCUCAUGUUCAAGACUCAAAGAAUUCAAAGGAGAUGCUGCGAACUAGCAUUUCAUUACAAAACCAGACUUGUUCUACAUCACCUUUAGGUUCUCCUACUGUCAAGUUGUGGAGUUCUCCCCAUGGUGCUUUCAGCUGUGCUCCAGACAGCUCAAGUCCCUCUAAAAGUCCUAUGAGACUGUUUGGCUAUGGGAUGCCCAGGAGCUGUUGGAGUAAACAAUGCACAAAUAUUGCUGUAACUGGAUCUGGACAGUGUACUAGUCCGGGUAAGGGACGGAGUUCUAGACAUGAUUCAGUGGUAGGAGAUAUGCCAGGGAGGCCACACAGCAGGUGCAGCACUGAACAUUCUCCUAUUCCUAGUCCAAUAAUGGUAAGAUCUGAACCUACCUCCCGAAUACAAAGUGGCUCUGUUACCCCUGUGCAUCAACGAGCUGGAGCUGGAGCUGCAGCCAUAGAGUCUCCUAUUAUGGCCUCCUUUGAUAAAAAGCAACAAAGCUACCGCUUGCCUCUACCUCCACUUACAAUCCCCAACUGUAACCCCUUUCCUGCAUCAUAUUCGACAACAAGCUCUCCAGCAGCUCCACGAAGUCCUGGCAAAGUUGAAACUCCAAAAACUCCUGAUUCGCGUUGGAAGAAAGGGCGGCUUCUUGGUAGGGGCACGUUUGGACAUGUAUACCUUGGUUUUAACAGUCAAAGUGGGGAAAUGUGUGCAAUGAAGGAGGUUACAUUAUUUUCUGAUGAUAAAAAAUCAAAGGAAAGUGCUCAACAGCUUGUACAAGAAAUUACACUUCUAAGUGGUUUGCAGCAUCCAAAUAUAGUGCAGUACUAUGGAUCUGAUACAGUAGAUGAUAAUAAGCUAUAUAUAUACUUGGAAUAUGUAUCUGGUGGUUCCAUCCAUAAGCUUCUUCAAGACUAUGGUCCAUUGGGUGAAACAGCUAUUCGGAACUUUACUAGACAAAUCCUGUGCGGGCUUGCAUAUUUACAUGCUAAAAACACAGUUCAUAGGGAUAUCAAAGGAGCAAACAUACUUGUUGAUCCCAACGGCUGUGUGAAAUUAGCAGAUUUUGGGAUGGCAAAGCAUAUUAACGGACAACCUUGUCCUUUAUCAUUAAAGGGAAGCCCUUAUUGGAUGGCACCCGAGGUUAUAAAGAAUUCAAGUGGUUGCAAUCUUGCUGUAGACAUAUGGAGUCUUGGGUGCACUGUUUUGGAGAUGGCCAAUGGCAAGCCACCCUGGAGCCAGUAUGAAGGGGUUGCUGCUAUGUUCAAGAUAGGAAAUAGUAAGGAGCUUCCUGUUAUUCCAGAUGAGCUUGGUGAUCAUGGAAAAGAUUUUGUAAGGCAGUGUUUGCAGCGAAAUCCUGCAAAUCGUCCUACAGCUGCUCAGCUUUUGGACCAUCCUUUUAUAAGAAGAGCUGUUUCACCUUUAGAAAGACCCAUCGCCAAUCCCAAUCAUCCAGAAGUACCAAUUGUUACAAACAGAAUGAAAUCUCUGGUCAUCGAAUACAAUAAACACAUUUCAUCCCAAGAUUCUGAACCAAACUCCAAACAUCAUCCCUCCAGGCGAUCAAAAUCCAGUUUGAGAUCCAGUUACUUAAACGACAUACAACAACAACCACAACAGAGGAAUAUUUCAUGCCCAGUUUCUCCAUUGGCUAGUUCUCCAUUGGCCAGUUCUCCAUUGGCUAGUCCUCCAUUGACUAGUUCUCCUAUUAUGCGUUCUAGUUUAUCGCCUCCUCCCUUUUCCAGUCCACAUAAUACACCUGGCUCAUCCUCAUUCCGUAAUAUUCAAUAUCAACAACCUAUUAUCUACUCUUCUCCAGUAAUUUAUCGCGAACCCCCAUCACACCUAAUGAAUUCACCGAGAAAAAACAGUUUCCUCCCUGAAAGUGAAAUCAGAAAGGUUCCAAAUGGACAGUCAGCAUUGGCUGAUCAGGUUUCUCGACACCUAUUCAGGGAUGAUCACUCAAACUCAAAGAUGAAUAAGAAUCGGAAUCCUACUUUAUUCUGAUACACAGAAAAAUUUAUUGGUUGUCAAUACUUUUAUACCUUUAUAAAAAAAAGAAAAAAGAAAAAGACAGAUUUCACCAAAUAAUCUUUUUAUUUAUUUCUAAAAAAAAAUGACAACGGUGAAGCAGGUGACUUAUACUUGUUCUUGGUAACUAUAAAGGAGAGGAAUUUGCUGUUUCUCAUGUGCAGAUCAAGAUACAAAAAAAACAAAUACAGAUAUGUGUACAUUUCAUCAAAUAUACUUCAAAAAAAUCAUGAAAAAGAUGAACAACAAUAUUGAAACUUUCUCACAAACUAUUCUGUUUUCUAUUGCUCUCUUUCACCUUUUCAUUUCUUUUUAAAAAAUAAAAUAAAAAAUAUUGUGUUAUUACCAAGUUGUUUAAAGUGUAAGGAUGAUAAAUAAUUGUGUACAAUGUACAUUU